GAGCUGCGACCCUUGUUCAACGCCGUUGGCGAAGCCAGGCUGUCCUAGGAAGCCGAGUGGGAGUGGCACGGAGCUGCUGGAGGUCCUGAGAACCUGAGUUUCGGCAAGCAGCCAGGUCUGGAAACUAAUAUUUUAAAAAUGACUACACCAAACAAGACACCUCCUGGUGCUGACCCCAAGCAGUUGGAAAGGACUGGAACAGUACGGGAAAUUGGGUCACAAGCUGUUUGGUCACUCUCAUCUUGCAAACCAGGAUUUGGAGUGGAUCAGUUACGAGAUGACAAUCUAGAAACUUAUUGGCAAUCAGAUGGUUCCCAGCCUCAUUUAGUGAACAUCCAAUUCAGAAGAAAAACAACAGUGAAGACAUUAUGUAUUUAUGCAGACUACAAAUCUGAUGAAAGCUAUACUCCAAGCAAGAUCUCAGUCAGAGUAGGAAAUAAUUUUCACAACCUUCAAGAAAUUCGGCCUAACUUGGCACCCCUGCCUUCAGAACUACCUGGUACUUCAAAUUUCAGAGGUAUUAGGGUACCAUGUACCUUGCUUCUUGUUGACCUCCUCCUCGCUGCCCUCUUCCCCACCGUCCCUUUCUACACAUCUCAGGGACUAAACAAAGUGGAGAAAGAGAAUAUCAACUUGAGUUGGUGGAACCAAGUGGCUGGAUUCAUGUUCCCUUAACUGACAAUCAUAAGAAGCCAACUCGUACAUUCAUGAUACAGAUUGCUGUUCUAGCCAAUCACCAAAAUGGAAGAGACACCCAUAUGAGACAAAUUAAAAUAUACACACCAGUAGAAGAGAGCUCCAUUGGUAAAUUUCCUAGAUGUACAACUAUAGAUUUCAUGAUGUAUCGUUCAAUAAGGUGACUUUAAAAUGAGAUGAAAAUCAUUAAACGUAUCUUUGUUUUAUCCUGUAUUUAAAUAAUAUAUCAGGUACCUUUAUUGAACAAGGCAUCCGUUAUAUGUAAUUUUGUAUAUGUUUAAAAAUAUUUUAUUGUAACUUUGACAAAUAAAUUUGGGGUCAUGUUAUCUUUAUUUUCUUUAACAUGUAAUAAAGCUCACAUAUUUUACAUUACUAAAAAUGGAUUUGAAGCCAAUCAUUUUAUUUUCCCUUAUAUCAAAAGAAAAGAGUUCCUUGUAUCAAAAGAAAAGAGUUGAACUGAAAAUUUCAGUAUAUACACAAUUAUAAUAGCUAGGUGAUUAUUUCAUUAGUGUUCAUACAUUAGAGUAAUGGUUUAUUGCAUAUUUGGGAACAAGACUAUGUUUUAUCAAUAUAUAUCAUCUUUAAUAGGUCAAAAUUACUAUUUUUUCUACCCAGAGGAAGGUUAUUCUUUUAAUACUGGAUCUUUUUAAAAACAGUGUCAAAUAAGCUUAGUGUUAGGUGUCUGAUGAGAACCAAUCUAAUAUGGGGAGUAUAAUUAAUUGUCUCAUAUUCACCUUCACGGAAUACUUACAGCCCUAGGGUUGUCUGUAUCCUAAUGAUAUUAUGUAAUGAUUGCCUGUAUAAUCUCCUGUACAUCUCAGUUCUAGCAGUACUUAUGGAAGAGUUAUUUUCAAAUUUGUGUCUGACAUUGUAGCAUUCCCUGGGCAGUCAUAUAUCCCAUAAAAUCGUAAAAGUAUGUGAAAUUUUUUAUAUAUAUUAAAAGAUUUUAAAGAAA
Gorilla gorilla gorilla (western lowland gorilla) is the source of this 1651-nucleotide messenger RNA. It is a transcript of the gene ANAPC10, whose product is annotated as anaphase promoting complex subunit 10. NCBI's taxonomy places the organism in Eukaryota, Metazoa, Chordata, Mammalia, Primates, Hominidae. The transcript has 6 exons. Gene Ontology annotation, biological process: anaphase-promoting complex-dependent catabolic process; protein K11-linked ubiquitination. The record is from RefSeq and is a predicted model, not a curated record. Gene Ontology annotation, cellular component: anaphase-promoting complex. The coding region runs from base 139 to 675 and encodes 178 amino acids.